Molecule: messenger RNA, 1635 nt
Organism: Botrytis byssoidea
Lineage: Eukaryota; Fungi; Ascomycota; Leotiomycetes; Helotiales; Sclerotiniaceae
Exons: 2
Coding region: 1-1635 (544 amino acids)
Biological process (GO): carbohydrate catabolic process
Molecular function (GO): alpha-amylase activity; calcium ion binding
Source: RefSeq, a predicted model, not a curated record
AUGUCCAAUGCCGAGGCCUGGAAAAGACGUUCCAUAUACCAAGUGCUCACCGACAGAUUUGCCAUAGAAGAUGAGAAUAAUCCAAAUAGAGGCCCAGAUCCUGGGAUAAGAGAAUAUUGUGGUGGAACAUGGAGGGGAAUAAUAUCUAAACUUGAUUAUAUCCAAGGAAUGGGUUUUGAUGCAGUUUGGAUUUCACCCAUCACUAAGAACAUCGAAGAAUUGACUGAAUAUGGAGUUGCCUAUCAUGGUUAUUGGCCGGAGGAUAUUUAUUCAGUAAAUCCACAUUUUGGAACGGCUGAUGAUUUACUCGCUCUAUCGGAUGCCUUGCACGCUCGGGGUAUGUUUCUGAUGGUUGAUAUAGUUGUCAAUCAUAUGGGUUCACCUCCUACAGUGGAAUAUUCUAGAUACAUACCUUUUAAUGAUUCAUCGUACUAUCAUCCACAGUCAUUCAUCACAAAUUACGAAAAUCAGCAGCAAAGCGAGGAAGGAUGGUUGGGGGAUGGACAUGUACCAUUACCCGAUCUAAAUACGGAGGAUCCUACCGUGGUACUCACCCUCCAAGCUUGGAUCACAAAACUUGUACAAAAGUUUAAAAUUGAUGGUUUGAGACUUGACACCGUCAAACAUGUUAGGAAGAAUUUCUGGCCCGAUUUUAUUCGGGCUGCUGGGGUUUGGUCGGUGGGUGAGGUAUUAUCAGGUGAUCCUGACUACUUGAGCUCAUAUCAACCUUAUGUUGGAGGCCUUCUAGACUAUGGGACAUAUUAUCCAUUAAAGAGAGCCUUUCAUAAGAAUGGUGGAAGUAUGUAUGAGCUGACCAAUCUCCUCACUCCUGCAUAUCGAUCGAAAUUCCGCGACACGCAGCAAAUGUCAACUUUUAUGGAGAAUCAUGAUAUGCCACGGUUUACCAGCGACACCAACGCGGACUUGGCGGUUGUAAAGAAUGCUAUGGCAUGGACUUUACUUACCGAUGGUGUACCAAUUGUUUACUAUGGACAGGAACAAUCUUAUUCUGGAGAUGGUGAUCCAGGCUCGCGAGAGCUGAUGUGGACUUCCGAUUAUAAAAUCACACCGUUAUACCAAUACAUAGCACGAUUGAACCAGAUCAGAAAGCUGGGUUGGGAUGCAGGAUUUGGUACACAUCUAACCACGAAGCUUUACAUUGAAGACAAUGUUGCUGCUACGCAAAAGGGCCCCGUGCUCAUGGUGCUGACCAACCUAGGUAGCCAGGCCAGAUCCAAAAACAUCUCCAUACCUACCAUGUUCAAAAAUGGUACCAUAUUAGUCGACAUUCUUACGGGAGAAUCUUUCAGAGUCAAACGAUCGACGAACAUCACCAUAAUAUCUGGAGAACCUCGAAUUUUUCUCCCUCUUGGUCUAGCAGAGAACAUCUGUGAUAAUAUUUUACCACCAGCUCAGAAUGCCAUAUUCAAAUUAUUCUCCAAGAUGUUUGGUGCCUCCUCUUCCUCAAAAACUGCCGCCGAAAUCAUAGAUUGGCCAUGUGGCGAAUCGGUCAAUUCCGCAGAUAUUAUACUUAGCGAAAAAGAUCCGGUUGUGGAACAGGCGGGAGCCAAGAUAUUGAUGCCGAGCGUUCAGGAGAGUUCAUCUCCGUGGUCUAUAUUCUAUGCGGCUAGAUAG